Rotaria sp. Silwood1 is the source of this 993-nucleotide messenger RNA. The record is from the annotation of a GenBank genome assembly. Lineage: Eukaryota; Metazoa; Rotifera; Eurotatoria; Philodinida; Philodinidae.
AUGUAUGGUGUUGCUGCUCUUCUUGCUGCUGCUGUUGAUACUACUGCUGCUGUAGGUAUUGCUGCUGUUGUGUAUAUUGCUGCUGCUGUAUAUAUUUCUGUUACUCUUGCUGUUGUUGUAUUCGAUGUCUCUCAUAUUAUUUAUGUUCGUUUACAAUCUAUUUCACAAGAAAUUCUUAAAAAAAAGGUGGGCAAGAUUGAAAAAACACACGAGACAAAACUCAAUGGUGUACGUGAAAAAAAACAAAGACGUGCUCCACAACGACAGAUUCUUGACCCGGUAACAAAUCUUCCGCAGGAGAUGGGUGAUCCGGUGACAAAUCUUUCAAAAUACAACUUAACCGAUAGCGAGCAUGAUGCUCUAGUUAAUGGAUUAAAUCAUGUAUAUCCACCUGAAAAACUCGAUCAUCAACCACAGUUCGUAUGCAAUAUGGAAUAUUUUUAUGCACGCCUUUUAAAUAUACGAACUGUUUAUCGGCAUUACGAACAGAAACCAUCUACUGAAGCUGUUCGUCACCAAUUAACAUCAGUACAAUUGAGUGCUGCAUCUGAAUUACAAUGUUUUAUUAGUGAUCAGGAACACAAGUUGGCAUCCCCCAGUGGAUCAAGACCAGCUCGAAUAUACGGUGUACCUAAAUUACAUAAGAAACGAGAGAACUAUCCUCUUCGACCUGUAAUGUCAGCUACAAAAACAGUAGCUUAUGGACUCGGUAAAAUGUUGGCUAAUCGAUUGAAUACACUUCGUACAAGCCCAUAUAUGAUCAAAGAUAGAUUUGAUUUUGUUCGAAAAAUCAGAAAAUUAGAACUUGGAGAUAAAAAAGUGAUCUCUGGAGACACAUUUUCUCAUUUCAAAUAUCUUGCACAAAUAGUUCUUGCAAUUCCAGCAAAAUCUACAUCAAGUGAGCAAGUUUUCUAUACAACCGGUUUAAUUAUCAAUGCCAAACGAACAAAGUUAUCACCAGAAAAUGUUGGUAAAAUACAAAAUGAUUCAUGA